This is a messenger RNA of Bemisia tabaci, 477 nucleotides long. The record is from RefSeq and is a predicted model, not a curated record. NCBI's taxonomy places the organism in Eukaryota, Metazoa, Arthropoda, Insecta, Hemiptera, Aleyrodidae.
GUGCAAUUCCUUUUGUUUCAAGAGACGGUCUCAAGGCCUGGUUUUGCAGGAGAAAUUCGGAAUUCAGAACAGGCGAUGCGGAUUGAGAAGCGCCCACAGAAAAUGCUUAAGAUGCCGGAAAUGAGAAAAAUCGUUAUCGUUCCUGAAAUCAAAAAACCAACGCCGAGUUCAGAAAAUCAGAGUCUAGUGAGAAGAAGUUUAAAAAAAAAAGUGAAAAUGGUCAGACAAGCUUCUAAAGAUAUUCUGAAAGUAGUGAAAAGUAUAAGAAAACACAAGGGUCGACCUCCAGUCUUGGAAACUAAACCAAAAGGCAUUGACGUGGAGUACCCAAAUAAACCAUGGCAACAGAUGAUUACGCAGAGAAAGUAUAAACCGAGAGGGGCGAUUAAAGAGAAGCUGACCAAAAUUACUAUCUGUGGUUUUCCUACGGUCCUGGAGAUUUAAAAGGUGACAAAAGCGCGGGUUUGUUACUUAUUU